CGUCAACGGCAUAGAAUCAAUGGAAGAGCGGUUGCUCUGGAAACCGACAGUUCUUCAAGAAUGACCAUUUCCCCCAUCUAACAACCUCGCGAAGUAGUUCCGGAGAACCAUAGACGGCAAAUCCACGGCGGAGACGGCGGAGAAUAAGGAAAAAGCUGGCGAACGCGUAAUUCAAUCUGUAAAUCGAUCUCGAUAGAGAGACGGAGAGAGGGAGAGAGAGAGAGAGCUUGUUGUUGUUGCUGGGCGCAUGGAGACCGCACAGCAGCCCAAUGGAGGAGCCCUAUCUGGAGAUAAUCUCUCAUCCCUGUCGUCGUCCCCCGCAGCCGUCGUCUCGCAGUGGACGUUCGCCGUCACGCGGCGGUACCAGCACAUGCUGGACAAGACGGUGCCGCACAUCUGGUACCGGUGGAUCGGAUGCUUUCUGGCCGCUCUAAUCUACGGAUUGCGCGUCUACUUCGUUCAGGGAUUCUACAUCGUUACCUACGGCCUCGGAAUCUACAUGCUCAACCUGUUGAUUGGAUUCCUCUCGCCGCAGAUUGACCCGGAGGUCAGCGACGGCCCCUCGCUCCCCACGCGCGGAUCCGAUGAGUUCCGUCCCUUCGUCCGACGCCUCCCCGAGUUCAAGUUCUGGUACUCUAUUACCAAGGCUUUCUGCAUAGCGUUUCACAUGACAUUCUUCGCGGUGUUUGAUGUGCCUGUGUUCUGGCCGAUACUUCUAUUCUACUGGAUCAUGCUGUUUAUCCUCACAAUGAGAAGACAGAUUAUGCAUAUGGUCAAAUACAAAUAUGUUCCUUUCUCUUUCGGCAAACAGCGAUAUGAUGGGAAGAAGACACCAUCAAGUGAUAACCUGACUAGGGAUUGAAUGCCUCGGGUAUAACUUCUCUAUAUCAUGCCCUAGAUGAAGCAGGAAACCUACUUCCUUCUGAAAUUUGAUUGACAAAUUACAACAAGCUCUGAGUUGUUUCUUGUGGAUCCUUUCCUUCUGCAGGUUGAGAAUCUAGAGAGGGUGGAAAAGCAGGGUUGUUCCUAGACAUUGAUCGAGGGGUCUAAUUUUGGUU
Messenger RNA from Linum trigynum, 1058 nucleotides. The record is from the annotation of a GenBank genome assembly. NCBI's taxonomy places the organism in Eukaryota, Viridiplantae, Streptophyta, Magnoliopsida, Malpighiales, Linaceae.